Messenger RNA from Neolamprologus brichardi, 902 nucleotides. RefSeq lists its product as uncharacterized. The record is from RefSeq and is a predicted model, not a curated record. Gene Ontology annotation, biological process: regulation of transcription by RNA polymerase II. NCBI's taxonomy places the organism in Eukaryota, Metazoa, Chordata, Actinopteri, Cichliformes, Cichlidae. Gene Ontology annotation, molecular function: DNA-binding transcription factor activity, RNA polymerase II-specific. Gene Ontology annotation, cellular component: nucleus.
AAAACCCACACAAGACUUCACACUGGUGAGAGGCCAUAUGCUUGUAUCACCUGUGGGAAAACAUUCAUUUCCAAAUCAGAUUUGGAACGUCAUGUAAGAACACACACAGGCGAGAAGCCGUAUUCAUGUGGCACUUGUGGGAGAGAAUUCCGUCUGAACUCAACAUUGAAAACUCAUAUAAGAGUUCACACCGGUGAGAAGCCGUAUUCCUGUAGUACUUGUGGAAAACAGUUUACUGAGAAAUCAUCAUUGAGAACACAUAUAAGAAUUCACACAGGUGAGAAGCCACGUUGUUGUAGUAUCUGUGGAAGAAGAUUUUCUGACAUCUCGGGAGUGAUAAAACACAUGAGAUUUCACACAGGCGAGAAACCGUAUCCUUGUAGCACAUGUGGGAAAAGAUUCAGUCAGAAAUCGGAUAUGGCCCGUCAUGUACGAAUUCACACAGGUGACAAACCGCAUGGUUGCAACAUUUGUGGGAAAAUAUUCAUUCAGAGGACCAGCUUAAAGAAGCACAUGAGAAUUCACACACGUUAAACAUUCAGACUUUAAAAAUGUGGGACAACUGUGUGUGAGCUCACACUGAGCAGAAAUUAAUCGCUGCAAUGCUUGAAUGAAAAGAUGAUCCAUUUUAAAGUCAGUAUUUUCUGUGCAGAAUAGUGAAGAACUCUCACCAUUGUUUAUUAGGCCUUUUUCCCCUCAUCCCUAUAAUUGUAUCAGGCAAACUCUGGUCUUACAUUUCAUGAAGGUUAACAUGCUGCAUGCCCGUGGCCUGUUGGUUCAUUGUUUAGUUAUUUUAUUUAUUAUGUGUUCUUAAAGUAUUAUUGCAGGGUCUACCUUGCAGUUGUGAUUGUUGUUGUGAUUUCGCGCUCUAUAAAUCAAAAUCGAAUUGAAUUAUGGUUCAA